AUGUUAUUUAUUUACCUUUUAGUUCGACCAGAAGUUCAUAUUUCUGGAGCACGCAAUCUCAUCAUAAAAGCACGCAAUCUCAUCAUAGAAGGAAGCAGUGUAAACCUUACGUGUAAAGUUGUGGUGGGUCGGCCUGAACCACAGAUCACCUGGCUCAAGAAUAAUACAUUGCAAGGAGAGAGUUUGACUCUCUUCUUUUCUGAGAUAACAAAGGAGGACGAAGGGCAGUACACUUGUAAGGCAGAGAAUGAAGCAGGCAUUUCUACCAAAGACAUUGAUAUUUCUGUAAAGGGUGUGUUUGUAAAGCUCACAACUGUAUUAUAAAUCAAUCAUGCAAUUGAUGCAUCUACGGAGUGCGGAUCAAUAGUCAGUGGGCCCGACUCUAGGUUAAGGUGUCUGGGUCUGAGCUAAGGGUAAGGUAAUUGUAGAAAACUAUCAGAAAAAUUAAAAACAUGUAAGGGCUUUCAGCUAUUAUCUGCGACUGAUUCACCAGUGACGACCAGGUCCUGGAUGAAUAUUUUUUUCAGAACACUUCAUUAGUUAUUUAUUGCGAAGAACUGGAAAGUCUUGUUGGAAUUGUUCCUUUGUUCCCAUUCUAACUAUUUGAUGAUUUCAUGGAUAAGUUAGUAAUAUAGCCUGACGGACAUGGUUUUUGGAAGGAUUUGUUUGAUAUGGUAAAAAAGUGGCUCGUUGUCUUCUUCUCCUUCUUUUUAUUGUUAUUUAUUCUUGUAAUUUUUUUUUCUUUUUGCGGGUGGGGGAGGGGGGGAGGUUGGCUGGCUUCUCAUUUUGUAAUUUGUGUUUACAUGCUUACUUUGCAGUUCCACCCCAUGUUCGUAAUGAGUCUAGAAAUCUCACCAUUGCAUUUGGCUACCCAUUUAUUAGAGAGUGUUAUUUUAGAGGUGACCCACAAGUAUAUGUCAACUGGACCAAGGAUGGAGUGCUAAUUAGUAAAAACAACACCUUGGUUAUUAGAAAAGCGAUGUUUAAAGAUAAAGGCCAUUAUGAAUGUACUGCUAAAAAUGAUUAUGGCGAAGCAAACUCUUCCUUCUGGAUCGAUGUCACAGGUAAACCCAAAAUUGUAGUUUAUGUCAUUUAUCAAACUUGCAACUUAACAGAGCGUUUGUUUUAAAGUUUAAGCCAAAUUUAAAUAGACCUAUUUUUUUCUCUUUUCAUCCAUUUCUUGGUCACUUAGAGUUGAUUCUGACUUACAAACACCCAGAUUGUAAAUGAAGAUAAAUCCAUAACCAAAGAAAUAAUGAAAAACACCUCCCGCUAUUAAGGAAUUCCAAAUCCUGUGGUCCACUCUAACAUUUUUAUCCAUGGACGCAUGUCAAAAUACUCAAUUUGGAGACGUCAAAUGACAUAUUUCCUUUUCUUUAUCACAAAAUGCGAAUGUUUCACAUUGUUUUGAUCAUCAUUGCCUGAUAACUUUUCAAUUCAAUAAAUACUGCUAAAAAAUAAAACUGAUAGUCAUUAAACAUAUAUGUUUUUAACUUCACACUCAACAACCAGAAAGAAAUAAGUGAAGGUUAUCGGCACAACUGGAGCAACUUAAGGCAAAGCAAUAUCUUUUUAUGCUUAACGCGAAGAAAACCUUUGGAAAAAAUUGACCUUGGUUAAAAAUAGACUCGAACAUCGCCUUUAUUGUUUUGAUUUUUUUGUUGUUGUUGUUUCGUCGUUUUACCAAAGGUUGGAUAAAUGGAGUUAAAAUGGACUAUACAAACCUUAUUAAUUUUGGAUUUUUUUUUAUUGAAGUAUCUCCACAGAUUAUAGAGCCUCCGAUAAACCAGUCUGUUACUGAAGGAAACUCUGUGAACUUUAGUUGCCGAGCCUCAGGUGUGCCAGCACCAACAUUAGUCUGGAUUUUUAAUAAUGCUGAACUGCCAUCUGGUAUCAAUCAAACCAAUCACGAAGGAGAAUCAUUCCUAGAAUUUUUAAGCGUCACAAAAGGGAUGGAAGGGACUUACAAGUGUGAAGCGAAAAAUAAAGCAAAUACAACUAGUUCAUCUGCAACACUGCGUGUAUACGGUAAGUUUAAUGAUAAUGACGAUAAUGAUGACGAUAACAAUAACGAUGACGCUCACUUUGACGAUGACGCUGACGAUAUCCAUGGCGAUGAAGAUGAUGUGACGCCAACACUGAAGUGAUGCUGACGAUGAGGGUGACAAAUAUGGACCAGGAUUUUAAUCAGUUGCCUUUUUCAUAACGCAGGAAAAGCCUCUGUUCAAGUUUUUCCAGAUCAAUAUCCAGCAAUCACAGCAGGAGACAACCUCACGUUGACCUGCAUCGUCAAUGAAGAAACAAUAAAUGUAACUUGGAAAAAAGAUAAAGACUCACCACCUGAAAGAGCAAAGAUUGAUACGCGAUUCGAUGACAAGAAGAGCACAUUUGCAAUAACUGAAGUUGAGAAGGAGGACAGUGGUGUGUAUUCUUGUGAGGGACGUAAUAAGCUCGGUAUUGUUGACCGUUCCUUUGUAAAAAUAAACAUCAAAGGUAAGCUGGUGUUACUGUUGUGUUUUAAAAAGGCAUAAAACUUUAUUAAUUGAAAAAUAUUUUUCCAAACAGAUUAAAACUAUUUUUCAGUUAAAGAUGAAACAAAUGUGGGUCACCUGACCCAUCUGCAUGAAAUUACCUUGCAUUGCUCUGUGAAUUUCAGUUAUUUUGCUUUUAAGAGCAGGUGUCAGUCAAGGGUUAAAUAAUGCUCCAAGCUAUUACAAAGCUAUUCCAAACAACUUGAAUUUUAUCAGUUCUUUUACUACCGUCGAGAUUUCUCUAAUGGCCACAUAUUUAUCUUACACAAUUAGCGAAGCAAGUGCCACGAGCUAUGCAAAGUUUCAACACUUUAUGGUAUUACAUUGGUGGAUUAGUGGCGGCAGCGACUGUCAUUUCGCUAAUUGCCUGGUCUUUCUGCAAGCGUCGAAGGGCAGGUGACGUCCAUUUUUCUGUGUUAUUUUAGAUUUCUUUUUCUGAAAGUAAAAUAAGGAAAUGUGUGGGUGGGGGGGGGGUGGGGAACACUGAGCUAAGAGUCUAAGAGUAGUGAUAUUUUUAUAAGAAUUACUCGUGUCCGGCCAAAAAUGCUAAUUGUAGAGUUUUUUCACAUCUGCAUAUGCUUUGAUAACAAUUAUAAAUUCAGGAAAUAUCACGUCACUCUUCAUUUGUGCAAAUUCAAAUUAUACUGCCAUUACACAGAAAUUUUAUUAGAAUUUUAUGUCAGUGAGCUAUUAUAGGCAGGUCAUAUUGUGCAUUUCCAGCACUGAUUUUGAAGGUCCUUCUUUAGUUCCGGAAAGUCCACUAACCAAUCAAAUUACAAAAAGGUUAAAAAUUAUAUCAAGCUGAUUACCAUGACAACCAGCCAUAUUCCAUCUGUCGUUGUUUGACAACAGAGGCAAAUAUUUGAUACACGUGGUUUCUGAGUCGCAAACUUUCACUAAGUUAAUGAUGUCAUUCUUACUCACAACGAAGCUAUUUCUUCGAUCUUUUUCCACAUAUCCUUUGUUAAUAGCCCCACCUGAGGUGCCACCCAGGCUGCAGUAAGUGAAUUUUUUUUCUUUUUUCUUUUUUUUUUGCUCACUGUUUGAACGUGUGGUUAUUUCUGAAGUUUCUAACUCUUGAAUAAGAUUUUGUAGAGAAGUGAUAAGUGUCACUGCUGAGCAAAUACGUCUUUUGUUAUCAGUUUGGACCGAUUAUAUUCACCAUUAAGAGCACACUGGCUAAAAUAAAAGGUUUUUCUUUCGAUGCAGCUGCAGUUUCUAAGAGGUUCUUAUCAAAUGGCAGUCAAAUGUUUCCUAAUAUUCUUUCUGUUUUGGAUUCGUUCGUCCUUCAAUUGUUUUAACACCUUGUUUAGUAUCUUUUUUUUUGUUACCAGUAUGCAUGGUUGUGGGUGGCGUACUUUUAAAGAAGAAGAGAAGCUUUGACCCUUCGUCACUUUUUGUUACAGAAACUACAGUUGAAAUACACUCGGAGUCUUGUAGACCGAUUUAAAAUACCACUCGAUAUAUCGAUUGUAGACAAUACUUCGGAUGGUUUGGUUAGUAUUUUAUUUCUCGCGUAGGAGGCACGAUAUUUAUAUGAUGUAAAAUGCCGAAAAACAGUCAGGUUAGGUUAUUUUGAGGUUAUCUUCUAUCUUUAUUCAAUUUUUUUUCAAUAAAAUCUCCUCUCUGGGUCGAAGCGUCGAAAAACCGGGUUCAGUAAAUUAGCAUCCAAAUUUCACCUAGUUCAAUAAUUUUUCAUUGGCAAGUGAUAAUUUUCUGAAGCACCCGGAAAUGAAAUGAAAAGAAAAAAAUUUAAAUUGAAGAUAUAUAUCUUCACUACGUUAUGUUAAACCAGAUUCAAAGAAGGAAAAGAUAGAUAGGUAACACAGAUAGUUAAAGUCUUGUUUUCAUCUGCAAUUAUUCAGUGAAGGGGAAGAUGAAGUUGAGAUGGAUCAGCUGAACGCAAACACAGACGGAUGGGAGAUUGCAGUUGACCGCCUGAUCCUUCGCGAGCAUAUUGGCAAAGGGGCAUUCGGUUCAGUGUGGCGAGCGCUACUGGGUCGUUCCCGUGGCAGACCUGGAAAUCGCACAGUUGCUGCGAAAUGCUACCUACGUAAGUACUUUUUCAGGUCUUUCUUUCAUACAAAGCUUGAUUGAACUAUCCUUUAUUAAUUUUUUAAGUAAUUUAUCCUAAUAAAGAGUAUUUCUCUUAGAACAUGCUUUAUUAACCUACCUGAUACAUAACAUGGAUAGCUUAAAAACUAUGCGCUGUUCAAAUGAUUUAUCAGCUGGCAUGUCAAAUUAAUUGUUAGCGGAUGGUUCCCGGGGGUGACCAGUUGUUAAAUCUUUUGUCAUACAACGCUACUAAAACAGAACAGAACACGAAUAUCAUUUGGAGUAUUAGAAGCUGUGAAGAAAAAUGAAAAUUUAUUGAUUAAAUUGCAUUCAAGUGUAUAAAAGCGGAAAAUAAUACAAUACUAGAAAUAUGUCACUCCGUCGUAUAUUUUGCAAAGUUACCCGCUUUGAAGUUUUUGAUGGGAAAUAAUGUCAUGAGAUCUCAAAGAAACCUUGAGAGGGUGAGUCUAGCGAAAAAAUCUCGAAGCAAUUUGCCAGUCUAGUGAUGGUAGUAUGAGCUUCUUCCGCUGGAAAAGCUGAAAAUUACAAUGCAGUAGGACCUGUAUUAAGCGGUCAGUUUUGAAAAUCCCGAAACUUUCCUCCUUUACUUAUAGUACUUUUUAUAUCAAGCGGUUGUGGUCACCCUUUACUAAGUCCCAACAGCCUAUUUGUAAUAUUCCCCACCUUUAUUGAACGGUCACUAAAGCGGAAGUACUCAAGUAAAAUUAAGAAUAAUUUUUCAAGUAAAAUUGAAUUUAUGUUUAUCUCCCGAAAUCAAUGUUAGUAAUAUUUUUGAGCGAGGUUGUGUAUGUUAUGUGGUCCGUGAUGGCUUAGAGUGGCGUUUUCUAACUUUUAUCAGUAGUAGCCCUAUUCCGUGGAACCCAUAUUAAACGGUCAACCAUUUUCCGUGCAUGACCGCUAAAUACAGGUUGGACUGUAACAAGCUGACAGAGUCAAAUGAAUUUACAAUAGCUCCGGAAAUGCUCACGAGUUACUGUAGCUUUUAUUAGGAUAAAAGCAAGGAUUAUGUACCAUAUGAACGGUAGGAAACAAGAAGGCGGAAACAGAGCAUAUCUUUUCAAAUAUCUAUUCGACCGACUAUUAGGUAUUAUAACAGGUGGAAUUUCUAGGCUUAAUUGCGUCUCUACUUUUGUAAGUUGUCUGUAAACAAUUGCGCGAUUCAAUGCUCGAGAUGAGCAGCGUUUUCCUAACCAAAUGAUUUUUUCAACGAGGAUGAAUUUAUUUUGUAAAUUUCAUGUUCAAUACAGUGAACAAUACGGCUAACUGACAUUUUUGGCAAGUAUGGAUUAUAUGGAGUUUAGUUACCUAAUUUUUUUUUUAUGUAGACCAAAUGCAUCAUAAUUUGCGCUAGUAAUAUAACAUCAAGUAUACAACAAUUCUAUAUGUGGAUGUUUACCACAUAAUUAAUUGUCUCUCUUGACAUGCAAAGUUUGUUUGUUUAUCUAAUUUUUGUGUGGUUUCCUAGCAAUCUCCGGAGAGAAAGGAAGGAAGGCCCUGCUGAGAGAGAUCGAGUUAUUAAAACUCUUUGGAAGGGAGGGCCAUGAAAAUGUUGUUAAGUUCAUUGGUUGUGUCACAGUUGGAGGUAAUCAGCUAUUGUUAUGAUUAUAAUCAGCUAAUUCACAGCAACGAUAGAGACAUCUCUGAGUUCAACCACUGGUACAAUUACUUCUAUCAGUAUUCUUAGUCCUUGCUAAGAUGGUGUACUAACUCAAUGGUUAUUUUCAAUUGUUUGACUGUUUUAAAUUAAUUUACUUCGCACUGUAUGAGGGGCAUUUUACUUGGAGGAUGUUAGCUCUAAAAUCAACAUGCUGAUUGUGAUAAAAACUUCAACUUACAAUGGCAAGUCUUUGUCUAUUUAUCUGCCAUCUCUGUUUUUUCUGUCUGUCUGUAGAUUUCUAUCAGCCGUAUGUGUCCGUCUAUUUUCUAUCUGUGUGUUUUCUUCUUUCACUUUCCCUCUCUGUCUCUAUUUUGAUUCAUUACAGAUAUAACCUGAGGUAUAACUAGAUAAAGCAUGUACAAUUCAAACACGUUUUGGAACUUCUGCACUGCUUGCCGUAAAAUAAUUUUCUUGUUUUUCCCUUUUAGCUCAGCCAAUACUUAUCAUGGAGUACCUGUGGCGAGGUGACUUGCUGGGUUAUCUCAGAAAAUCCAGGGGGGUUUUCGACCAAUAUCAUCAUGGGGUCGGAGGGGUCGACCACUUGACAACAUAUGACAUGGUGCUGUUUGCUAAACAAAUCGCACAUGGUAUGACUUUCCUCGCGUCCAGAGGGGUAAGUGCUCAAACUCUUUCUGGUCAGCAUGAGGUCCUGCAUGUGAUAAAAUGGCAUGUCUUGCAAAUCGUCAAAGUAAUACUCCAUACGGCUAAAAAUAUCCAGCACAUUAGAGUCACUAUUUCACCGAGAAAUAGUCUGACAUUAGCAUGAUGUUAAACUUUCUACCUAUAUUUUACUUUUUUUUAUUUUUUGUAGUUUAUAAAAGCCCCUUUUAGCAGAUCAAAUAAUUAUUUGUUUUCGAUUUCAGAUAAUUCAUCGCGAUCUUGCAGCUCGUAACAUCCUUCUUGAUGAGCAUCGUGUCUGCAAGUUGACUGACUUUGGGCUCUCUUAUCAGGAUUUCAAAUACGGCCCAGGAAAUGCCAAGAAGGUAGUUUUCAGAAUUUUUUCAUCAUUUAGUCAAUUGGUUUUGGGGCUGCUGGUAUGGAAGAUAAAAAUGUGAAGAAUUAAAUAUUACUGUCCUUACAAACCUUUCUUUUCAGUUAUACAGUCUUUCUGCAAAACAUAUUUCCUUUUAAUGGGAAGCCAUCCUAAGCGUAUCGAAGCUUUCACAGAAAAAAAAGAAUGAACACAGGAAAUAAGAAAGCCGGAAGAGAUAUCGUUCUCUGAAUAACAAAGAUACAAACUCGAAGGGCAAAGUAACAGAAAAAUUUAAAGCAAAAGGAGUGUGUGAAUUGUUUUCAUAGAAUUUGUACAAAGGUGUCUACUGCUAUUGACUUUAUCGUGAAUCCUCACAUCACGGUUUUAAUCUUAUAUGCAAAUUAUUUUAGGAGCUGUAUACAAGCCUCUUUAGAUUUCAGAUGUUUAUAAUAUUUUGGUUACUCAUCUAGGGAUGUAUCCCAAUCAAAUGGACUGCACCCGAGAUUCUCUUUGGACAUGUGGAACAGCUGUCAACCAAAAGCGAUGUGUACGUACUGUAUUGGUUAUUAUCUAAAUAUUUUCCAUAAGUGAAUAUUUUUUACGAUUCUACCUUAACGUAGCGAGAGAACCUAGAAUAUUCAGUGCUCUAUUCAUCUAUUGAUUAGAGGGUCAUUAGGAAACGCCAAGCUGAGGAACAGCUGAGGUUACAGCUGUAGUAUGAGAAUUUAUAUGAAUAUUAAGUUUAACGAGCAAUAUCCACAAUCUGUUAAGGACAAGAAAAGACGGAUGAAAGGAUGAGUGGAUAAUCAAACUAAAAAAUAUGGCGUUUUCUCUUAGGGAGGUUGCUUAUAUCUUGAUGGCAUGUUUCUAAACAUCCCAAGUAUCUAAGUAAUUAUUAUCUUUCUAACCCAGUUGAGAUAUAUCAUCAUCCUUCCAUUUCUUUGACAGGUGGUCCUACGGAAUCGUCUUGUAUGAAAUCUUCACUGUCGGUACUUAACUUAUUUGUUACUUUAUAUUCAGGAAAUAUACCUGCCGAAAUUGCACGCAUAAUUACUAACUGAUGAGUGAUACCGAGCGGACAAAAGAGCAUUGUACAAUAGAGAAGUAGAAGCAACACUCAAUGUCGCUGAUAAAUAAAAUUAUGACGAUGCAUAGCAACUUGAAAUAAAGCUUAAGUUUAAGUAGAACUGAAAGUAUUUAGUACAUUAUUGAAAAACCUUAAAUCCAUCGCUACACUUAAAUUUGUUUUUUUUUACAGUACUCUUUCAUCUGAUGUAAAACCGAAAUGUAUUUCAGCAAUUAAUUGUCGUUUUGACAGAAGAAUCAUUUCGAUCGCGCUGAGAGGAAUGAAAGUGAUUACAACAAAAAAAAGUGUGCUUUUUUGGCCAACAGAAAAACAUUAUUUUUCCACAGGAGGCAUUCCUUACGAAGGAUGGUCUCAGUCCACGACAAUGAAAAAAAUCGAAGAAGGUUAUCGUCUGCCAAAGCCUGAACAUAUCGACGACAGUUUGUAAGUGUUGCUUCCUUUGUGUGGAAUGUUAUAUAAGUCAAAAGCAACAUCGAUUGCUGCUGUGGUCAGGUGUUUUUGAUACACUCGCUCUGAAUAAGUAGCCUUCCUAAGAAAUUAUUUUUAUCUUGUCACUACAAAAAUUAAAAUGAAAAGUUGUUGAGUCGAAUAAAGAAUAUGCUGGGUUUUUCAUCACAGAAUUCGUUUGAGCUGCAAUGUAAUGAGAUAAACUUGGCAUUUCAGUUUAUUUUUGUAACUAGUUGUGGUUUCUCAACUUCGCUACUUGCAAUAUUAAUGCCUACCGCAGAAUUACUGAGGUCAUAUGUCCCUGUGUUUUUCUAUAGAUACGCGGUGAUGUUAAACUGCUGGAAAUACGAAAGCACCAGCCGACCACACUUUGUGAAGCUCUACCAAACAAUGGAUACAUAUAUUAAAACAAAGGUUUGCCAUACAGCGUCUAAUUCAGGAUAUACUUCAGAAAUUGAAAUUGGUAUCCUACCAAGUCAAUUGCAAAUUUCUUUUCAUUUCAAUGUGAUGUCAAAACGCAUUAACUACCCAGCCGCUAACAAUUUGUGAAUUCAGUUUCAUCAUGAACUAAUGUUACUUUUUAAACAUAUGCAAGAGUGGUUACGUUAUGUUAGUCUGGAUCAUCCUUAUUUCCCUCUGUUGUCUACACACAAGAAAGAACGGAACAGAUCUUAAAAUAACACUUUUGGAAAACUUUGACAGAAAGGAAGACCUUACCUGACUUUUAUUCUUAUCAAUUCAUGCAAGUACUAAUGGUUCUCGUCUUUGUGAUUGAUAUCUGAUCUGCUCUUUUUUUUCUUUUUAGUGACUCAUUUUUGGAAUUUCUUUGUUGAAUUUUUGAAAUUCAUUCGUUCAAGAUUUUUUAGCUCAUGCAGUUCCUGAUUACCUUCUAAUCUUUUUCAUAGACGUAUGUAGAUAUCUUUGACGAUGACAAGUAUGAUCAGGAUAAGUACAACUUUGUCGAUGACCGUGGAGCUGUUGCAAACCCAGAAGAUGCGGGACCGGACGAGCUAGGAGCAGCUGCAGCAAAUCCCAUCGGUGAAGUGGGUGAACACGGUGCUACGGCACAUCCCUUUGCAGUUGCAGUGGACGAUGAUGCUACAGCUUUCCUUCCUGGAAUUAACGUAGGAGACGAAGGAGCACCUGCAACAGAUCCCGACCGUGAAGUGGGUGAACACGGUGCUACGGCACAUCCCUUUGUGAUUGCAAUAAACGAUGGUGCUCAAGCUUUCCCUUUCGCUAUUAACGUACCAGAGAAAGGGGCAGCUACAGCAAAUCUCGCCCAUGAAGUGGGUAAGCACGGUGCUGCUGCACAUCCCUUAUUAGUUGCAAUUGACGAUGGUGCUACAGCUUUCCCCUUCGCUAUUAACUUACAAGACAAAGGGGCAGCUGCAGGAAAUCUCGCCCGUGAAGUGGGUAAGCACGAUGCUACGGCACAUCCCUUUAUGGUUGGAAUUGACGAUGGUGCUACAGCUUUCCCUCUCGGAAUCAAAGUAGAAGAAGAAGGUUGCGCAGCAUACCCUUUUGAGAGUGAUAAGAAAGAUAUGGAUGCCCAAGCGUACCCUUUGGAGAGUGAUACUUUACCAUACCUUAGCGAGAACGAGGAAGAAGAUGUUGAUGACUCCAAGUGCCCUCUUGCGAUUGAGGAAGAAGAAAUUGAUGACUCCGAGUGCCCUCUUGCGAUUGAGGAAGAAGAAAUUGAUCCUUUACCAUCCUCCCUGGUGAUGGACGAAGACGGUCUAGCUGCUUCAGCAUGUCCCCUUGUGACUGACGGAGAAAAUUCUGAUUCUUUAGCAUGCCCCCUUGUGGUUGAGGAAGAAGAUUCCAAUAACUCAGCAUGCUCCCCUGUACCUGGGGAAGAAGAUUUGGAAGCCACAGAAUGCCUUUCUGUUACUGAAAAAGAAGAUCCUACCUCUUUCGCACGCUCCGCAAAUGAGGUGAACAAACCCGAUACCUCACCAUUCCCUUGUGUGAUCGAAGAAGAAGAUCUUGAUUCUUUAGAAUACAAUCCUCUAAGCGAAAAAGGCCUCAGUGAUUCCGUCUUCCCUCCAGAAAUUCAAACUGAUGACGAAGAAGGUGUAACAAGUGAACCUGAAAAUACCGUUGGUUAUGAAGGUGCUGUAGCAGUUCAAUCUGAAAAGGAGGCAGUAGAAGAAGAACCUAAGACUUGCCAACUAGAGUACACGAAGGAUGAACAAGACGAUCUUGGAAACUAUAUGGACGACCAAAGUGAUGCUGUAGACCUUUUUGACGGAGACGCUGGCGUACAAGAGUAUGAUGGUAAUCAACUUACUGCUGCGGAUAUAGACGAAACUGGAAGUGACGAAGACGAGGAGUCAUCUGAAGCAACUCCUCUUGUGCAGGACUGA
Pocillopora meandrina is the source of this 11140-nucleotide messenger RNA. Lineage: Eukaryota; Metazoa; Cnidaria; Anthozoa; Scleractinia; Pocilloporidae. The record is from the annotation of a GenBank genome assembly.